This is a messenger RNA of Scophthalmus maximus (turbot), 3387 nucleotides long. It is a transcript of the gene ntn4, whose product is annotated as netrin 4. The record is from RefSeq and is a predicted model, not a curated record. Gene Ontology annotation, biological process: substrate adhesion-dependent cell spreading; cell migration; basement membrane assembly. Bases 445 to 2340 code for a protein of 631 amino acids. The transcript has 10 exons. Gene Ontology annotation, cellular component: laminin trimer. NCBI's taxonomy places the organism in Eukaryota, Metazoa, Chordata, Actinopteri, Pleuronectiformes, Scophthalmidae. Gene Ontology annotation, molecular function: protein binding.
CUCCGCGCUCCCGCAGACGCGCACAGAUCUGCGGUGCGGCGCGGCGCGGUGCGGUGCGGUGCUCUCUCUCUCUCACACACACACACACACACACGUUAUACUGCGGGGGAAAUGAAACACACUGCGGCUGCCGGAGCAGCAGACGAGCUGGGCAGACCCGACCUCUCCGCCGCCUCCUCCUCGGCUCCUCCGCUGCCACCGCGGGACCCCGCGCUCCGUCCGGCCGCAUCAUGCCGCGGUCUCUCCCUGCGCCCGAGCUCCCAUCGCCUGGUUGGAUCUCAGCUGAGUGAAAGAGAAAGUCCACACUGGAUUUGAACGUGCGCACUUUAAAAAAACAAAAAAACAACAACAACAUUUUUUUUCUUUGAUUAUUUAACUCCAGCUACUUUCCUCCUGGUCUCCAUCUUCUCUCGCAUUGUUGGAUUAUUCCCGACUCAAGGAGAUAUGUUGGUUUUGUUUGUGAUCACUCUGGCCUUGUUGUCAGAUUCAGGUCUGUCGGCGGAGAUGUUUCGCGCAGGCGUGGCUCCUCGCUGCGAGAGCCGGGCCUGCAACCCCCGCAUGGGCAACUUGGCCCUGGGCCGCCGGGUCCUGACGCAGACCGUGUGCGGCAACAACGGCACCGAGCUCUACUGCUCGUACGCCGACCCCGACGCCAACCUGGCCUGCGGCGCCGCCAAGUGCGCCAAGUGCAACGCCGGCCUGCCGCUCCUGUCCCACCUGGCCGGGGCCAUGUCCGACUCCUCCUUCCGUCACCCGAACACCUGGUGGCAGUCGGCCGAGGGGGCGGAGUCCGAGACGGUGCAGCUGGACCUGGAGGCCGAGUUCUACUUCACGCACCUCAUCGUCGUGUUCCGCUCGCCGCGGCCGGCGGCCAUGACCCUGGAGCGGUCGCAGGACUUUGGCCGGACGUGGAGGAUGCUGCAGUACUACGCCGGCAACUGCAGCCACGCCUUCGGGCUGGAGGAAGGAAAGGCGGGAGCGGGCCGGGACGGGGCCACCUGCACGUCCAAAUACUCAGGGGCGUAUCCCUGCAACCGGGGAGAGGUGAUCUACCGAACGCUCCCGAGGUGGGAGUCCCUGGACCCGUUCGGGACGGAGGGCCAGCAGCAGCUGAGGGUGACCAACGUGCGCGUCCGGCUGCUGAAGCGCCAGCCGUGUCCCUGCCGGGCCAAAGACCGCGCCGCCGCCGCCGCCGAGCGCGGCGAGGCUCUCCCGACCCAACACUUUGCCAUCUACGACCUGAUCGUGAAGGGGAGCUGCUUCUGCAACGGGCACGCCGAGCAGUGCGUCCCCGCAACGGGAUACCAGCCCAUCCGGGACCGCACCAACCACGUGGUCCAUGGGAAGUGUGUGUGCAGACACAACACUGCAGGUGAUCACUGCGAGCUCUGCGCUCCGCUCCACAACGACCGGCCGUGGCAGCCGGCUGACGGGUUGACGGGGGCGCCGCACGAAUGUCGGAAGUGCAAGUGCAACGGACACGCCCGGAGCUGCCGCUUCGAUUGGUCGGCGUGGCGCGAGUCCGGCCAGCGCAGCGGCGGCGCGUGCGACUGUCUGCACAACACGGAGGGACGCCAGUGUCAGAGGUGCAAGGCCGGCUUCUACCGGGACGCCCAGCGGCCGCAGACCGCCCCCGACUCCUGCAAACCAUGCAACUGUCACCCCUUGGGCUCCAUGGCCUUCCACCUGGCUGACGGCUCGCCCUGCGACCCCUCCAACGGAAACUGCAUCUGCAAGCCGGGGGUCGGCGGCGCCCACUGCGACAGGUGCAUGGUGGGAUACUGGGGCUUCCACGAGUACGGCUGCCGCCCGUGUGACUGCGCGGGAGACUGCGAUCCCUUCACUGGAGACUGUAUGUUUGGCUCUGAUCUGGACCUGCACAACUUGGAGGGAAACUCCAGUGAGCCGGUCAGUAUCUUCAGACCCGACGAACUCUUCUCUGCCCUCCACUACUCAGAGAAGUGUGAGUGCAAAGAGCAAGCGCUGACCAACAGUAAACUCUUCUGCACCAUGAAUUAUGCAUACGUGCUGAAGGUGAAAGUGCUGUCGGCCCACGAUAAGGGCUCCCACGCCGAGGUGGAGGUCAAAGUUCAGAAGGUGCUCAGUCAGACCACCAAGGUGAAGAUACUGCAAAGUCGAGUCACCCUUUACCCCGAGUCCUGGACCGCACGGGGCUGCACUUGCCCCAUCCUCAACCCAGGGGUGGAGUACCUGGUGGCCGGACACUCGGACCGCAAGCAGGGCCGCCUGCUGGUCAACAUGAAGAGCUUCGUCAAGCCGUGGAAGGCGAGUCUGGGCCGCAAGGUCCUCACGCUACUCAAAAAACACUGCAACUGGUAGCCGGACGCUUGAAAACCCCCCGGAGAACUGAUGGACUGACGUCAAACCCUGGAUAUGUGUUUUUCUUCUCCAGUUCCAGAUGUGGAAUAUUGAUUCGCGUGGGAAUUUUCCUGGGCAGACAUUCGAAAACCCUAGUGGCGGACUGCACAAGCAGUCAAAAGCACGCGGGAUGUCAUUUUUUUGUCAAGACAUAUCGGCCUCACGUCUGAGCAGACUGUCUCAAAACUCUUGCAUCCCUUAUGUCGUAGUCGAGCGAAUGUUUCCUUUGCUGUUUGUUGCUGCAGCUCAAGAAAUUGAGGAAUCCCCCCCCCCCGAUCCACUAAUAGACACAUUUUUUGUCAAAUUGAAUUUCCUCCUCUCUGCAGCACUUUAGCCUAAAAUGGACUGAGGGACCGCGGACGCACAAUGAGAGGACGAUUAAACACACGAUGACGAACUACAAAUCGCUGGACUAUGGAUGGAGUCCGCCCGCUCCCUAUGUGCUCCUUUGCGCGGUGGACUCACAUCCAUAGAGGCAGUGUGUGUGUGUGUGUGUGUGUGCGCGAGUGCGCGUGCAUGCGUGCGUGUGUGUGUGCUGCAGACACAUGAUGUGCAAAAAAAAGCACCCAGAGUGACGCUGUUCAAGCCAUACAAGCCACUACAGGUGGUUAAAUCUUAGCCAGUCCAGGUGUGUCUGUGUUGAAAUCGGAGUGAAUGGGGUUUUACCCCGAACGUGAAUGUAUUUGCCUGACUGACAGUUUUUUUUUGGGGGGGGGGGGGGGGGGGGGGGUUUGCAAAAUGCGUGUGUGCACGUGAGCCUCAGAAAAGAGAGCGAGCGGUUGAAUGCAGCCGGUACACAGUAUGAGCACAGUCCAGAUUCAGUCCAGCUCUUCAACUUUGUGUUUUUUUUGUAGCCGUUCCAACGUUUAUGACACAUGACUGUGUGUAUUGAUUCCUCUCAUAUUACACUCCACUGCUGAAUUCAGAUCAUUCUUGUUAUUCCUUCCUUCAUUGCUCUUGUACAGUAUUAUUUGUACAUAUCUAUAUAAAUAUUAUUGUUAAUCUUUC